Messenger RNA from Beauveria bassiana ARSEF 2860, 3819 nucleotides. RefSeq names its product multidrug resistance protein 1. Bases 1 to 3819 code for a protein of 1272 amino acids. Gene Ontology annotation, molecular function: ABC-type transporter activity; ATP hydrolysis activity; ATP binding. Gene Ontology annotation, biological process: transmembrane transport. Lineage: Eukaryota; Fungi; Ascomycota; Sordariomycetes; Hypocreales; Cordycipitaceae. The record is from RefSeq and is a predicted model, not a curated record. The transcript has 5 exons. Gene Ontology annotation, cellular component: membrane.
AUGAUGGAACAAAAGGAGCGUUCGCCUUCGCCUGAUACAUCUACCAGACCUACUAUAGAAGCACCAACACAGACACCGAAAGACGAAAAGAAAGAUGAUGGCGAUGGGUCGUUCAAAUAUUACUUGCUCGCUGACCUCGACAAGCGCGUCUUCAAGUACAAUGACUCCAAGGGAUGGGUCAUCAACUCCUUUGCCUUCCUCUGCAUGAUCGCCUCGGGCACCACUCUCCCAUUGAUGGAUGUCGUUUUCGGCUCCUAUGUCAAUGCCUUCAACCACUUUGUCGCCGGCACCUUGUCGCCCGCCGGCUACCGCAAGGAGGUGGCGCACUAUGCCCUUUUUUUCAUAUAUCUCUUUAUCGCCAAAUUCAUCUUGACUUAUAUAUGGACAGUCGCCGUCUCCUUCACCUCCAUUCGCGUCGUCAAAAAGAUGCGCGUCGACUUUGUCCGCCAGACUCUCCGCCAGGAGAUUCCCUUCUUCGACGCUCCCUCCAGCUCCAUCUCCAGCCAAAUAUUUACCAACGGCAACCUUAUCACCAAUGGCAUCGCUGAGAAGCUCGGCAUCACCAUCCAGGCCAUAUCCACCUUUGUCGCCGCCUUUGUCGUCGCUUUCGUCGUUCAGUGGAAGCUGACCUUGAUCGUCAUUUCCAUUGUUCCCGUCAAUAUUAUCGUUACCGUUGUAUGUGUCACCUUUGACAUGAUAUGCGAGUACAAAAUGUUUGAAAUCUACAGCAAGUCGGGCACCAUUGCCGAAGAGGCCUUUGCCACCAUUCGCACCGCCCACGCCUUUUGGGCCUUUCCUAAACUGUCCCGCCGCUUCACCAACAUCCUCGAAGAGGCCCGCCUUGCUGGCAAAAACAAGUGUUUGAUUUAUGCUAUUCUCUUUUCUUUUGAAUUCUUUUGCAUUUUCGCCGGCUACGGCCUGGCCUUUUGGCAGGGCAUGCGCAUGUAUGCCAGCGGCGAGAUUGCCCAGCCUGGUACAGUUGUAACUGUCAUUUUUGCUGUUCUUGUCGCCGCUCAGGCUCUCACGCAGAUUGCCCCCCAAACUGUGGCCAUCUCCAAAGCAGCCGCCGCUGCCCACGACAUGUUUGCCGUCAUCGAUCGCAAGUCAGCCGUAGACUCGCUUUCCACGGCAGGCAAGACUAUUCCUAACUUUCAGGGCAAUAUCAAAGUCUCCAACAUUGACUUUUCCUACCCUUCUCGCCCUGACGUGCCCAUCCUCCAAAACUUUAGCAUUGAGAUUCCCGCAAACAAGACGACCGCCUUUGUCGGCGCCAGCGGCUCCGGGAAGAGUACCCUGUUUGGUCUGCUGGAGCGCUGGUACUCGAGCUCCGCGGGUGAAAUCACGCUUGACGGCCACGACCUGACAGACCUCAAUCUACAAUGGCUGCGCACCAGCAUGCGUCUCGUACAGCAGGAGCCCACCCUCUUCACCGGCAGCAUCUACCAAAAUGUCGUCGAUGGUCUCUCUGGCACCGCCAUGGUGGACCUACCAGACGACGAAAAGCGGCGUCUGGUACAGGAAGCAUGCGAAUCCUCUUAUGCUCACGACUUCAUCUCCGAGCUGCCCAACGGCUAUGACACCAUGAUCGGCGAGCGUGGUGCAUCUUUGUCUGGCGGUCAGAAGCAGAGAAUUGUCAUUGCGCGCAGCAUUAUUUCGAACCCUAAAAUCCUUCUCCUCGACGAAGCUACCAGUGCUUUGGAUCCUAAUGCCGAGAAGAUUGUUCAGACGGCUUUGAACAAUGUCGCCAAGGGACGAACAAUGAUUGCCAUUGCCCAUCGCCUCUCCACCAUACGCACCGCCGACAAAAUCAUCGUCAUGUCCAAGGGCCAGGUUCUCGAGACUGGCACCCACUCUGAGCUCAUCAAAAUGAAUGGCAAGUACGCAGCGCUGGUCCGUGCUCAAGAUCUUGGUGACGGCGAUGCCUCGGCCGACGACGACGACGCUGGAGAGGUCAAGCCGGGUGAGAUACUUGAACUUUCGGCCUCACGUGCAUCAGCUGGUGUGCAGAGCGUCCAAAUUGAGGACGAACAGGAGCAAGUCUACAGCUUGCUCACGGGACUCUGGAUCAUCAUCCGGGAGCAGCCCGGCCUGUGGUGGUACUUGUUUUUUGUCGCGCUCUGUGGCAUAGCCGGUGGCGGCACGUAUCCCGUCAUCGCUUUUCUGUUUGCACAGACCAUGGAUGCCUUCAACACCACUAACGUCUCCGAGGCCAACUUUUAUGCCCUCAUGUUCUUCGUUGUCGCUCUCGCUAAUCUCGUCGCAUAUGGCGUUUCAGGAUGGCUCAUCAAUCUUAUUGGAGAGCAAAUCAUGAAGUUCUAUCGCGCUGAGAUCUUCGACAACACCCUUCGUCAAGACAUGACUUUUUUCGACAAGCCCGAGAAUAACACUGGUGCUCUUGUAUCCCGCGUGGCAUCCGAGCCGACCAGUUUGCAAGAGCUGUUGUCCAUCAAUUGUGUCCUCAUCCUCAUUACCCUUGUUAAUGUACUCUCCAGCGUCAUUCUAGCCCUGUGCUACGGGUGGAAGCUUAGUCUAGUGCUUGCUUUGGGAGGACUUCCCGUAUUGAUCGCGUCGGGCUAUAUUCGCAUCCGUCUCGAGUUCAAAUUCGAGUCUGACACGGCGGACCGCUUCUCCAGCAGCAGCGGACUCGCCUCCGAAGCCGUCAUGGGUAUUCGCACUGUGUCCUCGCUCGCCCUCGAGCAGGCCAUCAUCACACGCUACCACGACUCGCUGCAGCACAUUGCCGCUGAUGCCAUUUCCGGUUUGGGCUGGAAAAUGUUUUUCUACGCGCUCAGUCAGUCUGUAUCUCUCCUCGUCAUGUGUCUCGGCUUUUGGUACGGUGGCCAGCUCGUCUCCACCGGCGAGUACACCGCGGCGCAAUUCUACGUCAUCUUCAUCGCCAUCAUCUUCUCCGGCGAGGCGGCCGCGGUCUUUUUCCAGUACACCACAAGUAUCACCAAGGCCGGCACCGCCAUCAACUACAUUCUACGCCUCCGCCGCACACGCGCCCUCUACGACAGCGACAUUGAAUCGGACUCGAGCGAUGCAGAAAAGUUGAGCGAGCCCCUCAAGGGGAAGGAUGUUGCCUGCGAAGACAUCCACUUUGCUUAUCCUCUGCGCCCCAGCCUCAAGGUCCUCCGCGGUAUCGACAUUGGCAUUCAGCCGGGCAGCAUGGUGGCUUUUGUCGGCGCCUCGGGCUGCGGCAAGUCGACUAUGAUUGCGCUCCUUCAGCGCUUCUACGACCCGACCUCUGGUAUGCUGCGCGUGGAUGGCCUCGACGCCCGGCAGUACGACCGCGCGCGCUACCGCCGCGACAUUGCGCUCGUGCAGCAGGAGCCCGUGCUCUACCAAGGGUCCAUCCGCGAUAAUAUCUCUCUCGGCGUCGAGUACGGCGAGCCGUCGGAGGAUGAGGUUAUCUCGGCGUGCCAGCAGGCCAACGUCUGGGACUUUGUCGCCUCGCUGCCCGACGGCCUCGGCACCACGUGCGGUAGCCAGGGCCUGUCGCUUUCGGGCGGCCAGCGCCAGCGCAUCGCCAUUGCGCGCGCGCUCAUCCGCAAGCCGCGGCUGCUUCUCCUAGAUGAGGCCACCUCGGCGCUCGAUACCGAGUCUGAAAAAGUUGUGAAGGAGGCGCUGGAUCGGGCUGCGGCGGGUCGCACGACGAUUGCGGUCGCGCAUCGGCUCAGCACGAUUCGCGACGCAGAUACGAUUGUGGUGUUUGGCAAGGGGCGGAUAGUCGAGCGUGGGACGCAUGAGGAGCUGAUUGCGCGAAAAGGCGUGUAUUAUGAAAUGGUUCUUGGACAGUCGCUCGAUCGCGAGGCGUAG